UGUGAACCGGUUCACAGGAGGGUUCACAUGAACGAGCGUGAGCUGUUUGCCCAUCCCUAGUUUUCUGUAGUCUGUUUUGUUGAUGUGCUUUUCUAAUUCUAUAAAAAAUAAAAAUCUUUCGAAAAGCACCUGUAAAUUUCAAUGGGGAGUCAUAGGGUACGAAUGUGUCGGCUGUGCUUAUCAACCACAGUAGUACUUCGCUCAAUUUUCACAAUUUUUCGAAACCAUAAUUUAGUAUUUAUUAUUCAAGAUUACAUCAAAUUAGAGAUCAAAGAAGAUGAUAGAUUGCCAAAACUUAUAUGCAAAUCGUGCGCUGUUAAACUCAUUAGAAUUAGAGAGAAUGUAUCACUAUUUAAAGAAAGCGAUCGAAAACUACGUGACAAACUUCGCGAUGAUGUUGGAUUACCAGAUGUAAACGACUUGCGACAGGACAAGAAGCGACGGUAUACUCGCCGUGAAAAAAUAUUUUACAGUGGUUCGGACGAUGACGUGGAUAAUCAAGCAAAUGUUCCAGUCAAAUUUGAAAAGAGAGAUCUCGAAUCACAUGAACCUACCAACGAGCAAUUGUUUGAAUUCAACGAAGUUAAAGAGGAGAUUUUAAGCAGCGACGUUGAUGAAGAUAUUCCCCUAACAAGGCUUAGAAACUCUUUGAAAGCUGAAAACGCGACUAAAAAAGAUUACAAUUUAGCAAAACAGACAUCUGAGAAUUGCAAAACAGAAAGUGAUAAGACAACCAUCAUUUCUUAUAUAGACAUAGAAGCAAAGAGCGAUGAUAUAGCUUGUAAUGAAUUAUAUGAUUUGAUAGCAGAAAAUGUGCAAAAAUCAGAUAAAUAUUCUGGUGAUGAAGUUAAAAUAACGAAAAAUCGCCGACGGAUAAAACAACAGGUAAUAUGCGAAAAAAGAUUUACAAGGUGGCCUAGAAGACAAACGAGUCUGCUUAGAGAUCAUGCUGAAACGGGAAAUCACAGAGAUAAUACGCUUGAUCUUGUUACGGACGAACCAAAACAGGCAGACAGUACUGAUUCGCCGGAUGACACAAUCUAUAAAAAGAAAAGAGGUAGACCAAGACUAGUUGAAAAACAGCAAAAGAAGCAAACAGUUCGUACAUUGAACAGUUUGCAGAAAAAACAAGAACCAUUUCCAUCCUUGCAUGAUUAUAAAUGUUAUAUUUGUAACAGUGAUUCGUUGGGUUCAAGAAAAGCGAUGAUCGAACAUUUCUCUGUUCACAUUGAUAAACUUCCAUAUACUUGUAAAGAGUGCGUUAUGGAAACGGUCAUUUUAACUCGUGUCCGUACGUUGAACAGUCAUAUGAAAAUGCAUGCUCAACCAGUAAAAUGUGAUUACUGUGAUCGCCGCUACAGUAAUGCUGCAGGAAAAUACUAUCACACACAGACAUUUCAUUUAGGAGGUGGUGCUCCUUGCUUGGUUAAUUGUGAAGUUUGUGGUAAAACUUGUGGUUCACAAUCUUCCUUGAAACAGCACAUGAAAUACCAUACCACAAAACUGAAAUGUAACAAAUGUGACAUGGUAUUCAAUCAUCCUAACAAACGAAGAAAUCACGAAAGACUACACGAUGAAAAUCGAGGAUACGAAUGUGUAGUAUGCAAGAAGGUUUUACAAACAAUUGAAUCUUAUGAUGUUCAUCUAAAAAAACAUAGCCAAGAACGCAGCUAUCAAUGCCAUCUGUGCCCAAAAAAAUUCAACACUUCAUGUAAUUUAAUUUUACAUUUAAAGGUGCAUGCUAAGAACGAUAAUUACAAACCAGCCAAGUCAUGGGUCGAACAUUAUACUGUGCUGAGUCGUAAUCCAAUGCAUUUUAAGUGUAACCACUGUGAUCGCUAUAAUACAGAUAAGGUGAAUAACAUGAUAUCACACCUCCAGGCCCAUUUUAAAGAAUAUGAAUGCGAUCAAUGUCAGCAUAAGUUUGCUACAGCCAAGCAACUACGAGCACAUUAUACAACACACACUGGUGAAAAACCAGAGAAGUGCAAAUACUGUGAAAAAGUAUUUUCUACUAAAAACAAUUUACGAAUACAUCUGAAAGCAUCACAUCCGGAAUGGAUCCCAAGACGACAACAGCAAGGUCAAGAGUCGCGGUUGCAGACAAAUGUUCAUCACUCACAAACUUCGAUUGCACUUGAGCCAAAUGCUUAUGGAAAUCUCUCAACUAGCGGAGUGCUUUUUAGUUCACAACUUGCACAAAGUAAUGAAUAACAUUAAAUGCAUACGUUACAAAAAGGAAUUAAUGAAUUAAGCACCAAUACAAUAAAUGCUACCAUUAAAAAACGCUCAGAGACUGGAUGAAACAGCUGAAAGAAGCAGAGAUGCUCGAAAAACUGGAAAAAUAUGCUUGAAAUUUAAAAAAAAUCUAUCCGUGAUUCGAAAAAAUUUCCCUCACGUAGGCAAAAGUCUGCGAAAAUCUGCGCACAGCACAUUUUGAGAAAAUAUGCAAAUAUCAGCGAAUCAAUAAAAAUCUACACUCGGACUCUAAAAAUCUGGGGUGACAUAAGGCAUUUCGUUUCGAGUAACUCGAACCAAACUAAUGUCGUUUUCGUUUUUGCGGUGUAGCUACACCGCGGACUACACUUUGUCCUAUAGCUGUUUUUUUUUUCAUUUUCCGGACUAUCCCGGACAACCCUUUUUCUGUCCCGGACAGUCCGCGAAAGAAACUCUGUCGGGGUAGUGCUUUGGACCACACUGGCCCGCCGUAUCUCAGUAUAGACGAAGUCACGCUAGCUAGAAGUUUUCGCUUGCUGCUGUACACUGCUGAGCUAUUGGACAUCAUGCGAGAUAAUUAGCAAUAAUCAAUGCGAGCAAUAGCCAUUGAAGCCCUCUUACAGGCAUAUUCGACAUGGCUCCCGAAGGCGAGCUUGUCAUCGAUCAUCACCCCCAGCAGCUUCAGGGAGCGCUUAGAGACGAUGGUGCAAUUCUCGACACUGAUCAACGCUUGUUGCUUCGACUUACGGUUAUUAACAACUGAAACCUCCGUCUUAUGAUGCACCAGCUCCAGUUUUUUGGAGCGCAUCCAGUCCUCGACGACGCUUAUAGAGUGCGAAGCCGUCAACUCAACCUCCUCGAUCGACUCGCCGUAGAUCUCAAGUGUAGGGAUACCACCCGUCCUGAUUUAGCAGGACAUGUCCUGAUUCUGAGAUCAUAUUUGAGCGUCCUGAUUUCUUUUUCAUAUUCUAGAAUUUGUCCUGAUUUUCUUAAGAUAUUCAAUUUUGAUGUAUGGCAAUAAUAUGUACACGCAAAAGUGCUAACCUUAAUCAAGCGGAAAUCGAAAUCAGAAUCAUUGGUUUCGGGCUUUCGGGUGAACAAUAAGUUUUGGGGUGCUCAAAAACCGUGGUCAAUUUUCGUAAGCCGACGUCCCCAAAGGCAUGAUCUGCCAUUUGCGCUGUUUUUGGCCACAUAACCCAUAACUAACCGACAAUGAUGCCAGUAAAGUAGCACCGUAUGCGUAUGAAUGAAACCUGAAUCGUAUUUAAACCAAAAUGUGAACAAAUCAGAUAUCUUUUUAAUUGUUUAUGAUUUAUUCAUGUUUUUAAAUGGCCGGAUUCAUGAAAGUGCAUCGAUCACGUAAUAUUCAGUACCCUACUUAUUAGUAUUCAUUGAUGGCUGCACUGCUCCAACGUUACCAGCCUACUGAACACCAGUUG
Messenger RNA from Wyeomyia smithii (pitcher-plant mosquito), 3656 nucleotides. Its product is annotated as zinc finger protein 37-like. Gene Ontology annotation, molecular function: zinc ion binding. NCBI's taxonomy places the organism in Eukaryota, Metazoa, Arthropoda, Insecta, Diptera, Culicidae. Gene Ontology annotation, cellular component: nucleus. Bases 142 to 2214 code for a protein of 690 amino acids. The transcript has 5 exons. The record is from RefSeq and is a predicted model, not a curated record.